Molecule: messenger RNA, 2060 nt
Organism: Xenopus laevis (African clawed frog)
Lineage: Eukaryota; Metazoa; Chordata; Amphibia; Anura; Pipidae
Product: NXPE family member 3-like
Exons: 6
Coding region: 166-1767 (533 amino acids)
Source: RefSeq, a predicted model, not a curated record
CAGUACAAUGUAGAUAUUCCACCUAGAGGCAUGCAGGGCUUUGCUUCAUUCUCAUGUGAGUAGGUUGGUGUCGCAUUGUUACCUGCCUCCUCUCACUGCUCAGGUGUGUAACAUAGUGUGUAACAUAGUGUGUAACACAGUAACAGCCAGGGACUCGCUUGCAUCAUGGGCUUUGCUGGAAACAAGUUCUUCUUUCUCCUGUGCUGCGUGGGAUUCAUGGCAGGGUUCAUCUACAGAAUUCUGCCGAUAGACUCUUUUGAUCAGUACCAUCUUCCUCCUCCCAAAAACGCCAGUGCUAAGAACUCCAACCUUACAUAUGAGGAAUCUGAGUUUGCAGACCUUCUCAAACUGAUAGACUGGCCUUCACCUCCAUUUUCCAUUACCAACUUCAGUCUUUCCACCAACCCCAAGCAGUGCUGGUACGAGCUGAUGAGUCCACGUACUGUAUACCAUGUGGGUGAAACAUUAGAAGUUCUUAUCACAGCCAAGGAUCACUAUGGAAAACUCAAGUCCUAUGGUGGGGACUUCUUCCAAGCCAAGCUGCACUCUCCAAAAAUUAAAGCUGGUGUCACUGGGCAUUUGAAGGAUCUUAACAAUGGCACCUAUUUAGCAACAUUUCUUCUUCCAUGGGAAGGGGAGGCCCAAGUGAACAUCAGGUUGAUUCACUCAAGUGAGGCUGUGUCUGUACUUAAGGACAAAAGAGAGAGACAUCCGGAAAAGGUGUAUUUUAAUGGGUAUUUCCAUUUUAAUGGGAGCAGUGAAGUAAAAGAGUGUAACAUUGCAGUCCGAGGAGGAGACGUAUGUAACUACAGUGAUCCUGUGACUGGGGACCCCUGGCAGUGCUUAAAACCCCAGAAGAUGCCAUGCGACUCAUUGGUCUAUCACUCCAUGGGCGGGUACCGCAGAGUCACCAACUCACUGGAGGAUUCGUUACUCAAUGGCUCUGUCACUGCUCAGAAUAUUAAAGGAGCUGGAGCUUUUACUUCAAUCAAGAUAGAGCCAGCCACCAACUCUACAGGUCUCACAUCUAGACUUCAAGUCUGUUCUCCUGGCCAGGAACCAAGUCAACCUUCUGGGUUUUAUAAUAAUGACAUCUGGACAUCGUUGGUCUGUCUGGGGAGACAUUUCCCCAGCCCAUCUGAUGCUCGUGACUGUCUUAAAGGGAAGGACAUACACAUGUUUGGGGAUUCCACUCUACGCCAGUGGUUUGAGUAUCUGGAGAGCUUUAUACCAUCUCUAAAAAGAAUUGAUCUGCAUGUAAAUUACCAGUCUGGCCCCUUGCUAGCUGUGGAUCCAGACGUUGGCCUGGUGAUGAGAUGGCGGGCACAUGGAAACCCUUUGCGCACCACCAAGACUAUGAUCUCCGACCUGCACUAUGAGACAGCCCACCUGUAUGGGAUUGGUGGUGGACCACAAACUGUCGUGGUCUUUACACUGUGGGCCCACUUCACCACAUACCCAGUCAGUGUAUAUAUACAGAGGUUGUUUAGGUUACGGAGGGCCAUUUCCUCUCUGCUUUUCCGGAGUCCUAAGACCACUGUGCUGAUUAAGUCGGCUAACACUGGCUACAAAUCGAUUUAUGGCAGCGACUGGCUCUCCCUUCAGCUGGACAUUUUACUCAGAGCUAUCUUCAAGGGCAUGGCUGUAACUAUCCUGGAUGUUUGGGACAUGACCUCCUGCCAUUACCUUCCUGAUAAUAUCCAUCCAGGAGCUCCAGUUAUCAGAAACGAAGUGGACCUCAUGUUGUCCUAUAUCUGCCCCAGAUGAAAUCAUAAAGAGAUUAACAUUCAGACAUUUAGACAAGAGCAAAAGAGAUGUUUAGUGGUCUUCAUAAAUCUACAGUGUUGGUGUCAUCUUGCUCUUCCGUUAGCAUCUCACCCUACCAUGGUUUCCAUCCAAACGGUGCCAGGAAAAAUAGGCACUACUGCAUAAUUUCCCCACUGCUACUAUAGGCACCAUCUCUCCUUACUAUACCUGCUAUCCCACAACCACACUCCCUUCCCAGAGACUAUUAUCCACUGUUACUAUAGGCACCAUCUCUCCCUACUAUACCUGCUAUC